Dendroctonus ponderosae (mountain pine beetle) is the source of this 807-nucleotide messenger RNA. RefSeq names its product larval cuticle protein A2B. The transcript has 3 exons. The coding region runs from base 92 to 712 and encodes 206 amino acids. Gene Ontology annotation, cellular component: extracellular matrix. The record is from RefSeq and is a predicted model, not a curated record. NCBI's taxonomy places the organism in Eukaryota, Metazoa, Arthropoda, Insecta, Coleoptera, Curculionidae.
ACGACAAGUUGUAUAAAAGGCGAUUCGUAUUCGUAAUUGUUACACUUUUAAUUUGGUGAUUCGAGUCUACGUACAUUUUGUAUAGUCAGCAAUGGUUUGCAAGAUCUUCCUCAUCGCCGCGUUAGCAGCCACAGUUAGAGCAGGCUCACUCCUUCCGGCACCUGUAGCGAUCGCUCCUGCUCCUUUGGCAUACCAAGCCGCGAUUCCUCGCCUCGCCGCUCCAUUGGCUUACGCUCCACGAGUUGUAGCUGCUCCCGUAGCUAAAGCUGUAGUAGCUGCCCCAGUCGCUGCAGAAUACGAUCCUAAUCCACAAUAUUCGUUCGGAUACGACGUUCAAGAUGCAUUGACUGGAGACUCCAAAAGCCAGGUUGAGAGCAGAAACGGAGACCUCGUCCAAGGAUCCUACUCUUUGGUAGAUCCUGAUGGUACCAGAAGAACUGUUGACUACACCGCAGACGCACUUAAUGGAUUCAAUGCGGUAGUACGAAGAGAACCUUUAGUAGCUGCACCGGCUGUAGCUAAAAUAGCUGCACCAGUAGCGGUCGCCUCCGCUCCAGUUGCUCGAGUUGCUGCUGCAUUACCUGCAGCCGCUCCCAUCGCUAGAGUAGCAGCUCCGAUUGCAUACUCAGCUCCUAUUGUAAAAGCGACAGCUCCACUGACUUAUGCCGCACCCAUCACCAACAUCGGUUAUUCUACAUCUGUUUUGCAUUAAAUUGUGAUCAUUGUGAUCAUGGCUAAUGGGCUAGUUUAUAUGAAUGUACAUUAUGUAAUGAGGACUUGUUAAAUAAAAUAACUUUAACUUGGAAA